This is a messenger RNA of Plasmodium reichenowi, 2057 nucleotides long. RefSeq lists its product as hypothetical. The record is from RefSeq and is a predicted model, not a curated record. The annotation marks the transcript as partial. The transcript has a single exon. Lineage: Eukaryota; Apicomplexa; Aconoidasida; Haemosporida; Plasmodiidae.
AGCCUGAGGAUGAAGGCGAGGAAUAUAUAAUAGGCAAAAAUAUAAUUCAUAACAAUUUUUAUAACCAGAAUUUUAUAAAAAAGUUUCUUUUUGAAAAUAUCGAACGAAAGGAAAUUGAUUAUCUUAAGAGGGAUAAAAAAAAAAGGAGAAACAAUAAUAAAAAGUUUAUUGUUCAUUUAGUUCCGUCUAAGAAUUCUUCUUUUUAUAAUUUUCUUCAAAAAAAAAAAAAUGAUGUUUUAAAAAAAUUUGGAGAAGAUGAAACAUAUAAAUAUGAUAUACAUAUAAGUGUGACUGGAUAUUUUGGUUGUGAUAAUAUAAAUGUAUUUAUACAAACGUUAUAUCAUUUUAUGUUUCAAUAUUUAAAAUUAUAUUAUACAUUUAAAAAAGUUAUUUUUAGAAAUUUAUAUUAUCAUAUAUCUCUUCCUAACAAAGCUGAAGUAGAAUCAUUUAUUUUAAAAAAAGAGAAAAUAAAAUAUCAGAUUAAAACAGAAGAUAAAAUACAAAAUGUGAAUACAACCAUAUUUAAAAACCAAACUAAUCAUUAUUAUGAUGAGGAUCAAAAGUAUCCUCCAGGUUAUUCAAAUCAAAAGCAUCCUCCAGGUUAUUCAAAUCAAAAGCAUCCUCCAGGUUAUUCAAAUCAAAAGCAUCCUCCAGAUUAUUCAAAUCAAAAGCAUCCUCCAGAUUAUUCAAAUCAAAAGCACCACAUUGUAGAUAUUAGGAAAAAAGAUAUAACAUACACAAAAAAUAACGAAUCUGAAGAGUGUUUUCAAAACAAUCAUGUUCCUUGUAUUAAAGAAAAAAGAAAAAAAAAUACUCAUCCUACAGAACAUCAUGUUAUAACAACAAAUGAUGGUUAUGUUAUAGUCCCUAUACAUUGUGAGUGGUUAAAAAGGAUAUUAGAAAAUUUCUUUUUUAUAAUAAAAAAUAAUAAUAUCAUAUCCUAUAACACUAUUACAAAUGGUAUGUAUACUAUAAAUAACAGCACAUCGAAAGUUCAUGAUUCUAUUAAAAAAAAAAAUUUAACUUUUAAUAAGAAUAAAAAUAUCUUAUCCAAUGAUCCUUAUAAAUGUAAGUUAUUAUUACUAAGACGUGAGAAUUGUAAUGCUAAUAUAUCUUCAAACACAAAAUCGAAUAUGUUAACUUUAAAAAAAAAGAAAAAACAACAUGGUAGUACAACAUCCGUGGAUACAUCUAAUAUGGAUAAUACCUUAGAUAUUAUAUCAUCUUCAAGAAAAUGUGACAUUUUAAUUAAUCAAUAUUAUGAGCAUGACAAGUAUAAUAAUGAUAAAAAAGAUUGUAUUUAUGAUAAAAAAAAUUGUAUUGAUGAUAAAAAAGAUUGUAUUUAUGAUAAAAAAAAUUGUAUUUAUGAUAAAAAAGAUUGUAUUUAUGAUAAAAAAAAUUGUAUUGAUGAUGAACUUACUAUUACAUCUUUUGGAAAUAUAAAUCUCCAUUCGAACAAUCUUGUCGACCCGUCCGUGUUUAAUAAAACCAUUACCUCGAUUGAAGAUGAUUAUAUGAGGAACACCUUAAUAUGUAAUAAUAAGAACAGUAUAAAUAUAAUUAAUAAUAAUAAUAAUAAUAAUAAUAAUAAUAGUAACAAUAGUAAUAAUAAUAGUAAUAUUAAUGAAUGUUUAAGGGAUGCUAGUCAUAUGGAAAAUAACCUUAGUUGUAAUAAAAGUGAUAGUAGUGAUAAAACAAAUAAUUCAAAGAAAGAGAAAAGAAAAAAAAAAAGUAAUCCUAAUCAUAAUAAUAAAAGAACAGAUACACAAAGAAAAGAUACUUUGAAUAAUAUGAAAUACAAAUAUAAUAAUUUUAAAGUAAACGUUUCGGAUUUUAGAGUUAAGGACUGUAAUCAUAUAUCCUUAGCAUGUAAUAGAAAUAAUAAAUAUAUACAAAAAAAUAUUGCACAUAUGUAUAAAGAUUUGAAAUAUUAUUUUUUAAAUUGUUCAUGGGAUCUUGUUAUGUUUGAAUGUGAUGAAAAUGUUUUUCCUCAGACAAAUAAGCAAAAUAAAUUUUUAAACGAAAUUUUAAGGGUCAAAAAUUUUGCUGUCUCCUAG